Mytilinidion resinicola is the source of this 1284-nucleotide messenger RNA. RefSeq names its product S-adenosyl-L-methionine-dependent methyltransferase. The record is from RefSeq and is a predicted model, not a curated record. Lineage: Eukaryota; Fungi; Ascomycota; Dothideomycetes; Mytilinidiales; Mytilinidiaceae. Gene Ontology annotation, molecular function: S-adenosylmethionine-dependent methyltransferase activity. Bases 166 to 1026 code for a protein of 286 amino acids. The transcript is spliced from 4 exons.
CGCAGACGCCACGCUGGGCCGUCAUGAUGCGAUCCAUUUGGUGUUGUUCCUCAUCCACGGCAGCCCGCAGCCCGCAGCCCGCAGCCGACGUCGUCGUCGUCGUCGUACCCCUCCGCAUCCCCAGACGGCAGACGACGCACAUCGCACGCAGGACAGCAUACCACCAUGGCGACGACGAAGCUGUCCGAACGCGCCCUCACAGGCUUCGCGAAAGGCCGCCUGUACGACCAGUAUCGGCCCUCCUAUCCAGCCAAGGCCGUGACUAAGCUCCUGGCUGCGGCAGGAGUGGGCGGCGUCCGCGAUGCUCGCAUUGUGGACCUGGCCUCUGGGACUGGCAAAUUCACGGAGCUGCUCGCUGCCCGCGAAGAGGGGUUCGAAAUCCUGGCCGUUGAGCCUCAUGCAGGUAUGCGGAGCGAAUUGGAGAGGAAGAACCUCCGCCGCGUCGACAGCCGUGACGGGUCCGCGACCGCCAUACCCGCAGCGGACGGGACAAUCGAUGCUGUGUUUGCCGCCCAGGCCUUUCAUUGGUUCGCCAACCAGGAAUCCUUGCGCGAAAUCCAUCGAGUCUUGAAACCGGGUGGAGUGCUUGGGAUGAUAUGGAACAUUGAAGACUAUAACCAAACCAAGUCCGCAGCCAUGACUACGACCUGGGAAAGCAAACUGCACGACCUGACGUGGACAUUCGACGACAAUGAGCCUCGAUUCCGGCAUGAAAAGUGGAAGCAGGUGUUCGACAAUCAAGUCAAGUCAACACCUUUGACGAUCUUGACGUCGGCAAACCCCCUAUUUUCCUUGCCCCUGGGCGAGGACGAGGUCAAGUUCACGACUUGGCUGUCUAAGGAAUCGCUGUGGAGUCGCUACAGCACUCUGAGCCAUAUCGCUGUUCUCGAAGGAGAAGAGCUCGAGAAAACGAAGCGGACCUUUACCGAGAUCGUCAACGGGGAAGAUGUCGAGGCCAACGAGAAAGGGGAGAUCCCCAUCCACGGGGUCACUUACAUGGCUUGGACGAGCAAAAUACCGGAGUAAGAGCAAAACAUGGGUUUGUAUUCAAGAGCUAUCUAGCCAAUUAUGUACAUUCACUUCAAAGGGGUAGGACUUUGCCAUCCGUCCCAAGGAGGUCAUUCAGAGCUCAGCAAAACCCCAACGACUUAAUAUCGACAACAAACAACUAUCUUAUUAACUAGUGAACAUCCUCAGCGUCUCUGCCCCUGCCACCCAUUACGUCCAACCGCUUGAAAAAAGGGGAAAGGGAAAGUAUCUAAGUAAAAGUCGGCUUUCUCUCCA